Messenger RNA from Onychostruthus taczanowskii (white-rumped snowfinch), 1431 nucleotides. It is a transcript of the gene FGG, whose product is annotated as fibrinogen gamma chain. Lineage: Eukaryota; Metazoa; Chordata; Aves; Passeriformes; Passeridae. Gene Ontology annotation, biological process: platelet activation; protein polymerization; blood coagulation. Bases 18 to 1328 code for a protein of 436 amino acids. The record is from RefSeq and is a predicted model, not a curated record. Gene Ontology annotation, cellular component: fibrinogen complex. Gene Ontology annotation, molecular function: signaling receptor binding. The transcript has 10 exons.
CACCUGGUGGGACAGACAUGACGGGGCUGAGGUUGUGCAGCUGGGCUCCCCUGGGGUCUCUCCUCUCCCUGCUCUUUUCUACCAGCGUGGCGUACAUUGCUACCAGAGACAACUGCUGCAUAUUGGAUGACAGAUUUGGUAGCUUCUGCCCAACAACUUGUGGCAUUGAAGAUUUCUUUAGUAAAUACCAUACCGCUGUGGAUAAUGACCUGCUGGAAAUGGAGAGACUUUUGCAGCAGAUUUCUAAUGCCACAGUAACAGCAGACCAUCUGAUCGAACACAUACAAAGCCUCUAUCCUUCAGAAAAGCAGACAUUACCAAAUUCAAUUGAUGAUUUCACUCAAAAGUCCAGGAAAAUAAUUGAAGAAAUUAUCAGAUAUGAAAACACUAUAUUGUCUCAUGAAACUACUAUACAACAGUUGACAGACGCACAUAUAAUGAACGGCAACAGGAUCACAGAGCUGAAACAGAAGAUUGCCCAGCUUGAGUCACUCUGUCAGGAGCCAUGCAAGGACCGGGCUGAAAUUCAGGAGACAACAGGAAGAGAUUGUCAAGACAUUGCAAAUAAGGGUGCAAGGAAAAGUGGUCUGUACUUUAUCAAGCCUCAAAGAGCCAAGCAGUCAUUCCUAGUCUACUGUGAGAUUGACUCAUAUGGCAAUGGCUGGACAGUACUACAAAGGAGACUGGAUGGGAGUGAAGACUUCAGCAAAAAUUGGGUUCAGUACAAGGAAGGAUUUGGACAUCUGUCUCCAGAUGACACCACUGAGUUCUGGUUGGGCAAUGAAAAGAUGCAUUUAAUAACUACACAGUCUACUCUUCCAUACACCUUACGAAUAGAGCUGGAGGACUGGAGUGGCAAAAAAAGCACUGCUGACUAUGCUGUAUUCCGAGUGGGAAGUGAAGAGGACAAGUAUCGACUGACUUACGCCUACUUCAUCGGGGGCGACGCCGGGGAUGCCUUUGAUGGAUACGAUUUUGGGGAUGACCCAAGUGACAAAUCCUACACCUACCACAACGGCAUGCGGUUCAGUACCCACGAUAAUGACAACGAUAACUACGAAGGCAACUGUGCUGAGCAGGACGGAUCUGGGUGGUGGAUGAAUAGAUGCCAUGCUGGCCACCUCAAUGGCAAAUAUUAUAAAGGUGGUGUGUACACAUCAGAAGAUGCUGGUCCAUCUGGAUUUGACAAUGGCAUUAUCUGGGCAACCUGGCGUGACCGGUGGUACUCCAUGAAGAAAUCUGCAAUGAAAAUCAUCCCAUUCAACAGACUGUCAGUAGAUGGGCAGCAGCACAACUUAGGCAAUGUCAAACAGGUUGGAGACGCAUAAAGGACAAUUUGAAAAAGACCAGUCUGAACAGGAAAAGCAAAUCUUUUCUUAGACAGUGAACUUAGCAAACAUUACACAGUUCAGUUUUGACUAUAAAGCAAUA